AUGCAAAAUAUGCCCAAUAGUUUAAUCAAAGGAGUAUCCAUGCUCUUAUGGGUUAAUGCAUUAUCUUCAGUUCAAUCUAAAGUUGCUUGGUAUAUCCGAACCGAUCCGAUCCGAAAACCCGAACCGAAAGGAUCUGGACCGAUCCAACCCGACCCGAUCGGGAGCAAUCAUGUGAGCCAUGCGCUGGAGUUCUUCCAGUGGGUGAAGUCUGAAUUUGAUGUGGGGCCGAAGACUUACAGCAUAUUGAUGAAAGGAUGGGGUGAUUGCAAGAAUGCGAAGGAAGCAGUGAAGGUGUUCGAUGAAAUGCUGGAACGGGGAUGUGGCAUUGAUGUGGUUUCUUAUAACAUGUUGCUGUCAGCAUUAUGCCGCGGGGGUAAGGUUGACGAGGCAAGUCUGCAGUUCAGUCAAAUGGGUUCUCACAAGCUCAAACCGAAUGCUUGUUCCUACACUGCUUUUAUCCAUGCUGCUUGUGAGGCGAAUGACGUUCAUUCCGCUUUGAGGUUCUUAGAUAGGGUGAGAAGGUAUGAGUUGGUGCUGAAUGUGUUUACUUACAAUUGCAUCAUUAAGCUGUUGUGUAAGAACCAAGAGAUCGAUGAUGCAUACCAUAUUUUGGAUGAAAUGACCAAAAGAGGGGUUGACCCUGAUGUAUGGAGCUACAAUGCGAUUCUAGCUGCUCAUUGUCAUCUUUGUGAGGUCAAUAAGGCACUUAGGCUUCUUCAUAGGAUGAAGAAAGCUUGUUGUCCGCCAGACCGGCAUACUUAUAAUAUGGUUUUGAAAAUGAUGAUUGAAGUGGGACGAAUCGACCGGGCAAUGGAAGUUUGGUAUGGUAUAGGAGAGAGCGGCUUUUACCCAUCUAUUACAACAUACUCCGUUAUGAUUCAUGGGCUCUGUAAGAAGAGGGGUAGGAUUGAGGAUGCGUGCAGAUACUUCGAGAUGAUGGUCGAUGAAGGGAUACCGCCUUAUCAUUACACUUGCAACUUGUUGAGGGACUGCCUCUUGCAGUUUGGAUUGCGACAGAGGGUUUACAUACUUGCGGAUAAAAUGCAACAAAGCACUUCGUGCUCAAUCCAAGAGCUAUCAGAAGCAAUCAUCUCAUCUCCGGCUCGGCCCAAGAAAAGAGAUGGGGUUUCUUCAGGAUCAAAUGAAGAAGAAUGAAAAUUUGAAACUGAAGCAAAAUUGCAUGGGGCAUGGACUACUUCCUAAUCAUUUUCAAACACUUGGAGCACAGAAUGCAAGCGAACUCGGAUUCGAACCAUGCCCAAUCCGAUCC
Molecule: messenger RNA, 1270 nt
Organism: Magnolia sinica
Lineage: Eukaryota; Viridiplantae; Streptophyta; Magnoliopsida; Magnoliales; Magnoliaceae
Product: pentatricopeptide repeat-containing protein At1g52640, mitochondrial-like
Exons: 2
Coding region: 1-1155 (384 amino acids)
Molecular function (GO): protein binding
Source: RefSeq, a predicted model, not a curated record